CCAUUAUGACAGAAUAUGAACUUUGAGGACGUGGCCGUUGUCUUCUCUGAGGAGGAGUGGGGGCUCCUUGAUGAGGCUCAGAGACUUCUCUACUGCAAUGUGAUGCUGGAAGUGUUUGCACUCAUCUCAUCUGCAGGUUGUUGUCAUAAAACGGAUGAUGAAGAGGCCUGUUCUGAUCAAAGUGUAUCUGUAGAAGGAGCGUCACAGGUCAGGGCCUCUAAGACAGAGCCAGCAACCCAGAGGACCCAUGUGUGUAAGCGGUGUUUCUCUGUGUUCAAAGACAUUCUGCACCUGACUGAGUCACAGGCAGCAUACCUUGAGCAGAAAUCCUUCUGCAAUGACACACGUGUGAGAGACUUCUGUUUCAUUGCAGUCCCUCGCCAGCAUCAGAGGGAAGCCAGUGGAGAGAAGCCGUGGAAGGAAGCUGUGGACAGGGACUCGCCUGUGACCAGCUGCAGCUUCUACUUAUCAGUUCUGCCUUCAUCCAGGAGGGAGGUUGGGGAAGACUUGCCAGCCAUCUCAGAGCUUUUACAGAACCCGGCCCCUCUCAACACUGAAGAGCCACACAGUGGCAGUGAGAAUUCCCAGAAAAUUCCCAGUGGAAAAUGUCAUAACCAGUGGCGUCAAUGUAGAAAUGCUGCCAGCCACAACCAGAAAGUUGUUCAACAGAGCGUCUGCUCCGGAGAAGUGAAUUCUGAAUGUAACAAAUAUGGAAAUAUUUUUAGAGGAAACUCUAGACUCAUUCAACAUAGGAAAGUUAACACUGGAGAAAAGCCCUAUGUGUGUAGUGAUUGUGGGAAGUCAUUCAGGUAUGUCUCUGUUCUUAAUCAGCACCAGAGAGUUCACAGUGGGGAGAAGCCAUAUGAGUGUACUGAUUGUGGCAAGACUUUCAGUCAUAGGUACAACCUCCCAGAACACCAGAGAGUUCACACUGGAGAAAAACCUUAUGAGUGCCGUGAAUGUGGGAAAUCUUUUAGAUGCCAUAGUCACCUUUUUAAGCACAGGAGAAUUCACACCGGAGAAAAACCUUAUGAGUGUAGUGAAUGUGGGAAGUCCUUCAGAGAAAGGUGUACCCUUACGAAGCACCAGAGAGUUCACACUGGAGAAAAACCUUAUGAGUGCUGUGAAUGUGGGAAGUCCUUUAGACAAAGAUUUACCCUCACUGAACACCAGAGAGUUCACACUGAAGAAAAACCUUAUGAGUGUAGUGAAUGUGGGCAGUCCUUCAGACAAAGGCAUGCCCUCACUGAACACCAGAGAAUUCACACUGGAGAAAAACCUUAUAAGUGCUGUGAAUGUGGGAAGUCCUUUAGACAAAGAUUUACCCUCACUGAACACCAGAGAGUUCACACUGAAGAAAAACCGUAUGAGUGUAGUGAAUGUGGGCAGUCCUUCAGACAAAGGCAUGCCCUCACUGAACACCAGAGAAUUCACACUGGAGAAAAACCGUAUGAAUGCAGUGAAUGUGGGAAAUCUUUUCGAUGCCAUAGUACCCUUUUUACCCACAAGAGAGUUCAUACAGGAGAAAGACCUCAUGAGUGUAGUGAAUGUGGGAAAUCUUUUAGCCGAAAAUCACACUUGGGAUCUCACCAGAGAGUUCACAGUGGGGAGAAGCCAUAUGAGUGUACUGAUUGUGGCAAGACUUUCAGUCAUAGGUACAACCUCCCAGAACACCAGAGAGUUCACACUGGAGAAAAACCUUAUGAGUGCCGUGAAUGUGGGAAAUCUUUUAGAUGCCAUAGUCACCUUUUUAAGCACAGGAGAAUUCACACCGGAGAAAAACCUUAUGAGUGUAGUGAAUGUGGGAAGUCCUUCAGAGAAAGGUGUACCCUUACGAAGCACCAGAGAGUUCACACUGGAGAAAAACCUUAUGAGUGCUGUGAAUGUGGGAAGUCCUUUAGACGAAGGUGUAACCUCACCGAACACCAAAGAGUGCACAAUGGAGAAAAACCUUAUGAGUGUAGUGAAUGUGGGCAGUCCUUCAAACGAAGGCGUGCCCUCACUGAACACCAGAGAAUUCACACUGGAGAAAAACCUUAUGAAUGCAGUGAAUGUGGGAAAUCUUUUAGAUGCUAUAGUUCCCUUUUGAACCACAAGAGAGUUCACACAGGAGAAAGGCCUCAUGAGUGUAGUGAAUGUGGGCAGUCCUUCAGAGAAAGGUGUACCUUUACUAAGCACCAGAGAGUUCACACUGGAGAAAAACCUUAUGAGUGCAGUGAAUGUGGGAAGUCCUUUAGACAAAGGUGUACCCUCACCGAACACCAGAGAGUUCACACUGGAGAAAAACCUUAUGAAUGCAGUGAAUGUGGGAAAUCUUUUAGAUGCCAUGGUAACCUUUUUAAUCACAAGAGAGUUCAUACAGGAGAAAGACCUCAUGAGUGUAGUGAAUGUGGGAAAUCUUUUAGUCAAAAAUAUCACCUCCUCCAGCAUCACAGAGUUCACAUUGGAGAAAAGUCUUACGAGUGUAGUGAAUGUGGGAAUUCAUUCAGACAAAGCUCUGCUCUCAUUCAACACCAGCAAGUUCACACUGGAGAAAAACCAUAUGAAUGUAGUGAUUGUGGAAAGUCCUGACAAAGAUCUCACCUCAUUAAACACCACAGAGUUCACACUGGAGAAAAGCUGUCUGAGUCUAGUGAAUGUGGGAAGUCAUUCAGGAAAACCUCUAGUCUCAUUGAACAUCAGAGGGUUCACACUGGUGAAAACCCCUGUGUGUGUACUCAUUGUGGUAAGGCCUUCUGACAAAGAUUACACCUCAUUCAACACCUCAAAGUUCACACUAGAGAAAAGCCCUAUGAGAAAAUUAUGAAUAUUCCAAGCUCUCUUGCUGGGUCUUCAUUCCUUUCUCUCUGACCAGAGAAUUGACCUGAUGCAGGUUUUGUCCAGAGCACCCUCAGCUAAGUGCUACCUCUUUCAGGGACAUUGUAGGUCUCAUAUUGUUCUGUGAUGAAGUGUUUUAGGGUCCAGUUCAUCAACCUGCAAACCACUUGCUGUCCUCUGCUCUCGUUCAUGAUCUUUUUGUAAAGCUGUUUUUCCUUUAAUUUUGUUGGUUCUAUUCUCUCCCUGGGACGAUUGAAAGGAAAGAUGUGAUGUGUCAGCAUGGACAGGUGAACAGAUAUGGUGGGUCCCAAACUUUGUGUGUGUUGGAAGGCACAGCUUGAUGGCAGCAAAUCACUCUUUCUCCAAUAAUGGCUGAUUUUGUGUUGCCGACCAAGGCCUUGAGAGAGAGUUUGCAUGACUUUGUGGUUCUAAUUUGCUCUCUGGUGCCUCUUACAUUGUAGAGCCAGUGGUCGCCCUGAGCAGGCUGCCUUUAUUGUGCUCCUGUGAACAAUAUGAAGUAUAUUCUCUGUUCACAGUAUGUAUUACACAAGUGUCAGCAAUGUUUAGGGGAACUCUCUACGUGCUCCAAAGAGACCAUGCGACAUGAUGUGUGAGAUUUCAUAGGUUGGUGUCAUUUGUUGUAAGCCUCUGAGGUUUAAUUAUUAUUCGGACAUAGACACUGUUUUCAUAGUCAUAGCAGACACUGCAGUUAAAGUAGAUGAAAAGUGCCUCUUCUGGACAUAAGUCCACAUUAUUCCUGGGCCUGUGGCUUGUAUAAUGUUUGAUUACUUUGUGAGGACCUCCAUCACUAUUUCCUGCAGCUGGAGUCACUGGCAGAGAAGAUAAUCUAACCUCAUUCAACACCUCAGAGUUUCUUUGGAUUCUCCCGGUCCCUCUAGGGCAGCAGUUCUCAACCUGUGGGUCACUACCCUAUGGGUCGGGACCACUUUGGGGGUCAAACGACAAUCGGAAAACACAUAUAUAAUUACAUAUUGUUUUUGUGAUUAAUCACUAUGCUUUAAUUAUGUUGUUUGUAACAAUGAAAAUACAUCCUGCAUAUCAGAUAUUUACAUUACGAUUCAUAACAGUAGCAAAAUUAUAGUUAUGAAGUAGCAACGAAAAUAAUUUUAUGUUUGGGAGUCACCACAACAUGUAUUAAACUGUAUUAAAGGGUCGCGGCAUUAGGACAGUUGAGAACCACUGCUCUAGGGUGUUGACCUGAAGGUUGUUGCUCAACAGGCAAGAACUCAAAGCUUGAGGAAGGAUAAUGCUGUAGUCAGUCCCAGGAUGUGUCUUUUGUAACCAGUCAGCACUCCUCUUGAUUCCAGUGGCCAUAGUCUUCACUGCUUGAAAACAUUUGCUGCCACUGAGGCAAGGCUGUUCCCCCAGGAAAUGAGAACUGACAUGCAACAAAGUGCACCUUUCUCACAUGUGCUCUUUGGUGAGCCCUGACCUAGAGAUAAAGCUGUGAAACUGUCACAUGUGAUAUAAACUCACCUGUAACUCAUACACAGGGUGGGGCAACAAUAGGCUCAUAGUUGUAUGUUUGGAGAAAAACAGAAAUUAUUCUUUUAAAAAAUAUUUUAGAAAAUAAUUUUAUUCUUUUUUGGGGGGAGAGAGAGUAAGAGACUGAAGGGAAAGGUAAAUAUAGAUCUGUUGCCUCCUACACGCACCCUACUGGGGAUCCAUUGGGAGAUGUGCACUGACCUGGAAUCAAACCAGAGACCUUUCAGUGAAUGGGGUCACACCCACUCAACUGGUCGGGGCAGAGUUUAUUCCUGUAUUCCUAUUAUUAUUAUUAUAUUAAUUAAUGUAUCAUUUUCCAUACCAGCAACUCUAAACCUACUUUGUGCCACACCCUAUAUUUUCCUAAUACCCUGUUAUAAUCUCUCUUUCUGCCUUUCUCGGCCUUCUAUGCAUUCAUGGAUUUUCUUUUCUUUACAAUAGAAUAGUUCAUAUUGUUCAUACUUUUAUAGGCACUACUUGGUGUGUACUCUGUAACAAAUACUCGUUUCCACGUACAUAGUAACUUUCAACACAAAUGCUUAUGUGAAAAGAUAAUUUACUGAUUUCUGAGUAGUACUGUGUUCGGUGAAUAAUCAUUGUAUCUAUUGAUAUUUAUAUGUGUUUUGUUAUUUCCAGGUUUGGGGGUAUUAUAAAUAAA
This is a messenger RNA of Myotis daubentonii (Daubenton's bat), 4981 nucleotides long. RefSeq lists its product as uncharacterized. NCBI's taxonomy places the organism in Eukaryota, Metazoa, Chordata, Mammalia, Chiroptera, Vespertilionidae. Gene Ontology annotation, biological process: regulation of DNA-templated transcription. The record is from RefSeq and is a predicted model, not a curated record.